This is a messenger RNA of Vairimorpha ceranae, 1047 nucleotides long. RefSeq lists its product as hypothetical. Lineage: Eukaryota; Fungi; Microsporidia; Nosematidae. The record is from RefSeq and is a predicted model, not a curated record. The coding region runs from base 1 to 1047 and encodes 348 amino acids. The transcript has a single exon.
AUGAAUUUUAAGUGCUUUCAAGAUAAUAACAACACUACAAAUAAUGAACCUGUUGAAAACCCUAACAUGAAAAAACGUAAAUUAGAUGGUAAUAGUAAAUUUGUAACGCUUGAAAAUAAAGAACAUCCAUUACAAAUUUUUCAAAAUAGUCCAAAGAUAUACUAUGGUAGUACAUCUAACUGUUUUAAAUCUCAAAAACAGUAUGAUGGAUUAUUAAACUCUGAUAAAGCGAUAAAUGACCAAAGUGAAAAUAAAAAUUGUAUAGAUAUUAUAAUAUAUAAAGAUAACAAUGAUUUACUGAAUAAGAUUUAUAAUUAUUAUACUGAAAUAUUUAAUAUGUAUCUAAUUUCUAUAAAAAAUUUAAAUAACAAUCCUGUAUUUCAAAAUGAAAGAGUACAAUUUAAUAACCAACAAUUGACAAAUUUAGAUAUAUUUUUGGAUUUUUUUAAAGAGAUUCUAGGUCAUGGUAAAUCUUUAUUUGACAAAGCCAAAAAUGAGAAAAUUUCAAUUCCAAAAAAAGAUUUCUUUUUUGGAAAUAUAGACAAAAAAUUUCUAUCUGAAUUAUCAAAGCUUAAAACCCUAUAUGAUUCGAAGGGAAGAACCAUAAACAAUAGCAUUGAACGUCAUAUAAAAAAUAUAGAAGAGAAUUCUUUUUUUAAAGAAUCUUCAUGUGAGUCCAUUAAAAGAUUAAUAAUAGAAUGCAAUAUGUUUAUAAAAGAGGUAGUAAAGCAUUUCAUGUAUUUUAAAUCGGCUGUUUACUUGAAUGAGAAAAAUUUAAGUUUAAUUUAUUAUGAAUGUAAAGAUAUCUCACAAAGAUUUGCAGUUAUUUCACGAGAUGUACAUCUAGAAUGUAUUGUUGUAAUUAUAAAAAUGCUAAUUGAAAGAUUAGAACACUUUCGAGAUUUUUUAGGUAAGAUAAAUCGUAAUUUAAUUAUGUUUUUUAAUUCUGUGGCAUGUUUGUCUACAGAUAUUAAAUGGUUAAUUUCCUCUUUAAAAGACAUUAUGGAUAGUAUUGAUAAAAAAUAUGAAUGUAGAGAGCUUAACUAA